Molecule: messenger RNA, 5826 nt
Organism: Sinocyclocheilus rhinocerous
Lineage: Eukaryota; Metazoa; Chordata; Actinopteri; Cypriniformes; Cyprinidae
Product: ELMO domain-containing protein 3-like
Exons: 14
Coding region: 780-2018 (412 amino acids)
Source: RefSeq, a predicted model, not a curated record
GGGAGCGUUUGAAAUUUCAUCUGUGGUAAUUGAUGAUCGUAUUGAUGGUCUCCAUUUAUUUCGAUUUCAAAGGGAUGCGGUCUUGAUCAGAGACUCAUUAAGACGUUGUCGGUGGAAGGCCACGAGGAGUUUCUGAAAAGACGCUUACUAUCCCUCCAUGCCAUCAGUAGACUCCCUUUUUAAUGACAAACCCCUGUAAUAAGCCUCCGAUCCUCCAAGUCUGAAUUUCGUUCUGCUUUCGCUGAGAUUUCAUCAGAGAUUUCGUCUUCAAAACAGAGCGCUGACAGCUUCAUCACUGCUGUACCCAAUCUGUUUCUGAUUUCUACUCCAUUUGCAACGCUCCAGUCUCACGUAAGUGAACUUAAAGCAAGCCUAGUGCUCGCCCAUGGACGUGGCACAGGCCCGGUACAAAUAGCACUCGACGGACUUGAGAAAUCCAUCUCCAACACGGCCAUCACGAUUCACAACUCGCUGCACGAUCCCACUAGAAACUAACCUCAGGUCUGUUUUUAUUCAAAUUAUGCUUCUGCUGCUUGGCCCAACUCUGUUUCUACCAGCCCCUCUCUGAAUCUCCAGAAGCGGCACAGUUAAACAAUGCACUACUGAAAGCUCUUCUGCUGUUUUAGUCUUAAUCCACGCUUGUAGGACCGGGAGCAGGUGCUUCUGAAAGCGUUAAAAGUGCUCUAGAACCAUGUGUGUCCAGUGGGCAUUGUUUACAAUUGGCCUAGUCCACAGGAUGGGAGGACAGUAGGGGGACAGCCAGACAGUGGACUCAUGUCAUGGAAGGGGUUGUUGCAGUCGCAGUACAUACAGAGGGCUUGAAUGGUUUUCCACAAGAAUGUAAACAGACAGAGGAUCUAACCAAUGGGCAAUCCAAAUGCACAACUAUCCUAAAUGGACUGACUCCAGCUAAUGGCAUCAAAGACAAUGGCAACUUGAAUGGCAACCCUUAUCUCAAAACUGUCCCAAUCUCAGCGCUGAAACAGAAUGGGCUCUUACAGUCUCUGGCAGCAGGAGGCAAUCAGACUAAAACAGAAGAGGUGAGCUUGGAGGUGGAGCGAGCACAAGAGGAGUGGGAUGCCCUGGAGAGCAUCCAACCAGUUUUUGCUGAGGAUCUCACUCCAUCACCGCUGAUCUCUUUCAAUGAGGCUCUGCAGCAUUUUCAGACCACUGAUCUUGGAGACUUGCUUAAGAACAUUCAGCCCACCAUUCGCAGGACUGGACUGGCCGCCAUCACCCAUUUCCUGUUCGGUCCUCCACGGCUACACAAAGACCUUGUAGAGGAGAGAGACUUAGUGUUUGCCAUCGCACAGUGUUCUCUGGAUAAUGGCCAGUCAGUCCACAUGCGUGUACUCCAGACCAUUUACAGGAAAUUGACCUGCACUCGAGCUGACUGCCCUCGCUAUGGACCACACUGGGAGAACGUGGGCUUUCAAGGUGCAGACCCUGAUACAGAUCUGAGGGGAACUGGUUUUCUGGGCCUGAUGCACACGCUCUACUUCGUCAUGGACCCAGAGAUUCUACCACUUGCUAGAGAAAUCUACAAACUCUCUCAGCAUCCAGUCCAGAAUUUUCCCUUCUGUGUGAUGUCAAUCAACAUGACGCGAAUUGCCCUGCAUGCUCUCAGGGAGGAAGUGCUGUCCAAGGAGUGUAACCGAAGGCAACAGGUCGUGGCAGUGCUGAAUGAUUUUUAUGUUGCAACGUUCCUGUACCUCUAUCAGCUGUGGAAGAGCCAGCAGAAAACCAUCUCUGACUCUGGCUAUGUACUCAAAGAAGUUGAGCUCUUCGCUAAGAAGAACCCCAAGCAGAUUCUCAAACGUCUCGAGGGUUACCUGAAGGAGAGGCGUGCUGGGACAGGACACCGAACAUCACCUGACACACUAUCACAUAGCAACCCUUCACCUGGUGACACUGCGUCUCGAGCAGGGAGUCAGGGCGGGAAGGAGGACAAAGAGAUGAACUUCACUGGAGUGUGUGAGCUGCCACCUGAGAUGGAGGGCGAGGCAAGACUCAUCUGAGAGACCGAGAGGGAUUCGAUUUGUACAGUCUCAACUAUCUCUUGUGCUCUAAGUUUGUUGUUCUCUCUGUUUCUUUGUUUCCUUUCUGUCCUUUCAUGCUUAAGUACACUCAGAGACAAGUCUAUGUUGUAACUGUAGUUGCUAAAAAUAUAAAUCUAUUUGCUGUCUUUUUUUCUGUUAGAGUACUAUUGGCUCUUCUAUGAAAAAGACUAAAUUUAGUUGAAAAGGAGAAUCUCAGAAUUAACUGCCUCAGUGGCAGCAGGUUGUUUUGAAAUUGUCAGGAAGAAAGAGACGCUGUUUACAGGCCUCAAGGGUGUGCAGUUGCAGAGGAGAUGGCUGUAGAAGCCAGCCAGCACCUUACCCACUAAUGUGGUAUUGAGUGAGAGUGACUUUCUGUGUGUGAUGGCCUGACUGUUUAGGCAUGUAUUUGAUGGAGACUGUAGUCUAGUGAAAGCCUUGUGAAACUCAUGGUCAUUCGAACAUGUUCACUGUGACUGAGUCAAUGUUCAAGAAAGUUGGCAGUGUUUAAAUUGAUGUUGGCUCUUUAUGGAAUGAGGUAUAUCAAAACAUUGGAUGGAAAUAGCCUCAAUAGGCCAAUUUUUAUUUUUUAUUUUUUGGUCCCUUUAGAGAGAUAAAUGUCGCAAUAUGAUUCAGAGACUGUCUGACAUGUUUCUGUUGGCAGGAACUCUUCCACAAGAGCCUGAAAUUGUAAAGUCAGGGCAUCUUUUUGAUGGGAAAGUGCAUUUUAGUGACCAGUAGACCGAAAUGUAUGGAUGUUUGAGUAUCUAUUUUGCAGUUCAGUUACAAGUCUAACGUUGACACUUGCGGACUCUUUGCUAUUAAUUGAAUUAUAAGCUAAAUUUAUUUAACUGUUUGAGCUUUGAGCUGAAAUUAGGGCAGUAAUCAAAGUUAAAUGUUAUAUUUGGAGGUGUAGUUAUGCUUGUCUGCAUGAAGCAAAUCCUACAUGUUUCCUCUAAUGAUAGCAGGUAGAUUCCAGUUUUAAGUAGUCAUAACAUGACUAUGAACAUGUUGACAUGUUGUGGACGAGAGUGAGGAUGAUCCCAUGUCGUUAAAAUUUUGCUGGAUCAUUUCUGGGGGCCAGUUGCAUAAACUUAGCCUCUAUGUUAAGACAGUGUCUUAAGAACUAGUCUGACCAACUAGCAGUUAGCCAAGCGGUAAUCAGUCUUAUUUUUUGGAUUCAACAUAGACAAAUCUACGUUUUUAUGUAACAGAAUUAAAUAUGACCAGUCUUAAAGAAAAAAUUUAUGACAACUUGUAAGACUAGUCUAAGUCUUUUAUGCAACCGGUCCCUGGUAUCCCGGACGAGCCCCCAAUUUAUGUUUUGAAUCCUGUUAUGCCAGAAAUAGUACAAAAAUUUUUUUAUUGGUUACUUGUUAAGACAUCACAUUCUCAAGAUGUCUACUAGCUUGUCCUGAGAGAAUAGAUGGUGUAUUUUAAACUGCUGGAUAGUGAUUAGAUUGUUACAGCUCCCAGAAGCACUUCUAGCAAUGAAAGUGCGUAAACAUAUUAGGGAUAAUUGUGUCUAUAAGACAUGGCUUAAAUAAAACAUUAGCCAGGAAGCUGCAGGUCAUUUAAGCUGUAUGUUAUACAUAACCUAACAAUUAUUUCCUUCAGAGUUGCAUGAGACACGUUGAAAACUUAAAUAGCAAAAAGUCACUCUAGUGAACUUCUUGCAUCUAACAUACAGCAUUCAAACAGAAGUGUGAGACCUGUCAAUAGUGUAGUCAAGUACACCGUGAGACUUGUUGAUUUACACACAAAAAAAGCGUAGAAUACUUUGUUUGCUGUCGAGCCACAUUAGGUUAGUGCAGAAAAUAGUUGAGAAUUUGAUGUAUUUUUGUCAUUUGCGUCUUGUUCUCCCUAGUCCAGGUCCAAUAAAGAUGUGAGGGUUGCAACAGUCAUGUAAAUUGACGGUGACGUACUGUACAUUUGGAAAAAAACUUGAUGGGAAAAGUCUUUUCCCUCCCUUUGCAACCCUAUUCUGCACUCUCGUCUUGUUAGCAUGUCAGGUAGCGCUAGAGAUGUAGCAUCCAGGAAUCGUUGUUUUAAUUCCUAGUUGAAAAAGCUUGUUAAUCUAACUCCGUAUGGUUGCAUAUGUUUGUCUAAGUUACCUAGUCCAAAGUGUUGUUGUACAAUACGAGUACAGUGCGUUCUGUAUGUUUCAGGUUUCAUUUUACGCUCUUAUUUUAUUCUUUUGUAGUUUUUAUUUUUCCUAAACGACACAUGAAUAUAAAUACUCAGUGGAUGUAUAUUAGAAGUCCUGUCACUUUAGCCAGUUUAAUUUUAUAUAAAGCAGAGUAGUAUUUUAUAAACUUGAAUAAGAGCAAAGCAUGAUGGAAAAAGAAUGUUUAUAUACAAAGGUAAAUCACCCUUUCUUGGGUUAUUUACUAGUUUGGCUGGUUUGUAUUUAGUUUAGAUAAGCAGGUUCAACACUUUCAUUAUCCGUCUAUAUAUCUGAGUGAAUUCAAUGCAGUUCAGUGCUGUUGUUAACUCCACGGCAAGCAUUAAUGUGUUUCAUACCCAACUGCUGAAAGCAACGUUAACGCUAAGAAAGAGUGAAUUAUGAUGUUGCAUAAUAAUAUGUCGGCUGAUUUCAGUGUCAAACUGUUGAGAGAAGACUGCCUGAGAAACGGUGGAAAGCACACGUGUAUUUCCUUCUUUUUUAGGAUACUUCGAGCUGUUGUGUGCAGUUACUUCUUAAAAGUGUGUUUCUGUCUUGUUUACUAGUUGCUUAUGAACAAUCAUACAAAUCGAGCAAUCAUCCAUAACCCUGACCAUGAUAUAAGCCUGGUUUGGCACCUUUUUUGUGUAUAUUUGUGCACAAUUAGUUGCUUAGUGGUUGUUUUGCUGUUUUGUUUUGUUUUUAAAGGAGAGGGUGGUCUGUAUAUGUGAUGACUAUUAAAGUGUGUGUAUAUAUAUAAAUAUAUAUAUAUAUAACAAAAAUAUAUGAUUGUAACAGUAUGAUUGUUACCGGGGCAUAUUAUGCAUACCUCAGGCUUUAGACAAAUCUCUUCUGGGCAGACGUUUUAUUGAGGACAGCCAUGAUCCCAUGUCGUAGCACAAAAUGGUGUGGUGUCUCUUGCAGUAAUCUACCUAGCUUGGGAAUGUACUCUAUGUAUAUGUAUGUACACUAAUGCAGCACUGCAAAAUAUUGACUUCUACAGUAUAUAUUUCUAUAGCCCAUGUUUGUGAAAACCGUAGUCUUACACGCUGAAAUGCAACCGAACCUUCGCUGGAGGAUGUUUUUAACAAUCUUAAUGGUUUGACGUCGAAGCAAAUCAGACGAAUUUGUGGCCUUUGGUAUUUGCUGUGCUUUCGUGAAUGUUUUUUUUGCAGUUACAAUAUGUCAAAAACGAUUCACUCUACUAUGGCACAAUGUAACAAUAUUUGUUUGGACCAAAAGGAGCAUUUGUGGGUUUGAAGCUGGUUUGGAGGUCGAGGUCUUUUAACGGGAGAUCUCGCCGUCUUUAAAGGGAUCUCUCUGUUUUGAUUUUCCCAGUGUGUUUUACAAGAAAGCAUUCCAUCUGUCUGGCCCACAGAGCUGAAAUUUAUUUCUGGAGAAAAUGCAAACCCCACAUGUCAAAUUUGAUUCGUUGAGUUGCCCUGAAUCAAAUUACAAAUAUCCUGCACUUCAUUUAAAGAUGCAUCGUCAUUGUCUGUUAUGAUCCUUCAGAGCAUUUUAUUAUAUCUGAAACUUGAUUGUAGAAUCCCUAUUUUAUAAUGAAAAUAUAUUUCAGAAUAUAUGCGGUGGUACAGUGAUGUAUCGUAUGAAGAGUAAUAAAUAAAU